CAACCGCCCUGAUCCAAAAUGGCAGGAUACCGGAGCAAUAGUGUUUAGGUGUGAAGAUAGGGCCAUUGAAGAAGGGAGAACGAAAGCCUAAUUGUUUUGAUUCAACAUGGAAGCAGUGAUUAUAGGAGGGCGAAUAGCGAGGGACGACGCAACAUUCAGCUGGCAGAAGCAGCGGGCCUGGCGAGGGUGGCCACAUUGAACUAAUCCAAGAUGGCGCCGAGGUUGUAACCGGGAGCGCCCAAGAGGCGGGAAUUACCCUGAUCCAAGAUGGCAGUGGCAACUGAGGCAAGCCGAAAGACGGGAGCGCCAGGAGCGUCUUUGCCCUCAGCCAAGAUGGCGGCUGCCGUGGACCCUGUCCCGGCUCCGCCCCGCGGCCCUGGCCCCGCCUUCCCCUCGUCCCUCCCUCCGCACCCUCUCCUCGCGUAGUCCGGCCCGAGCCGCUCGCGCUAGGAGAGCGGGCUUCGGGCACUUGACAUGGCGGCAGCGGCGGCGACUGCAGCGGUGAAGGGGAAUGGGGGCGGCGGUGGCAGGGCCGGGGUCGGGGACGCCAGCGGCACGCGGAAGAAGAAGGGCCCGGGGCCCCUGGCCACGGCGUACCUGGUCAUCUACAAUGUGGUGAUGACAGCCGGGUGGCUGGUUAUAGCGGUUGGUCUGGUCCGAGCAUACCUGGCUAAGGGUAGCUACCAUAGCCUUUAUUAUUCAAUUGAAAAGCCUUUGAAAUUCUUUCAAACUGGAGCCUUAUUGGAGAUUUUACAUUGUGCUAUAGGAAUUGUUCCAUCUUCUGUUGUCCUGACUUCUUUCCAGGUGAUGUCAAGAGUUUUUCUAAUAUGGGCAGUAACACAUAGCGUCAAAGAGGUACAGAGUGAAGACAGUGUCCUCCUGUUUGUUAUUGCCUGGACGAUCACAGAAAUCAUCCGUUACUCAUUUUAUACAUUCAGUCUAUUAAACCAUCUGCCUUACCUCAUCAAAUGGGCCAGGUACACACUUUUCAUUGUGCUGUACCCAAUGGGAGUGUCAGGAGAACUGCUCACAAUAUAUGCAGCUCUGCCCUUUGUCAGACAAGCUGGCCUAUAUUCCAUCAGUUUACCCAACAAAUACAAUUUCUCUUUUGACUACUAUGCAUUCCUGAUUCUAAUAAUGAUCUCCUACAUUCCAAUUUUUCCCCAGUUAUACUUCCACAUGAUACACCAGAGAAGAAAGAUCCUUUCUCAUACUGAAGAACACAAGAAAUUUGAAUAGUUCCUGCUUUCUGCACCUCCCACCAAAACAAACUUUUCAAUGAUCAAAAAAUGCUGCAGAUUUUUUGAGUUCCCAAUACGUUUCAUAGAAAAUAAGUAAGAACUAUUUUUAAAAUAUUCAAACAAAACUAAAACAAAAAUCCAGUGUCACAUGGGCCUGAGAUUUUAUUUUAGAAAAAGGUUGUUACAUAAAACACCCUGGCCAGUUCAUUUCAGCAUGCUCUUUCAACCAGAAGUUCUUAAUAUUUAUGAUGGCACUAGAAAGGGAUUUGGCAUUUUAUGUCCUUCUGUGUCCUUCAUGUAUCUGAUCAAUGAAGACCUGUAACACUAAGUACUUGAGAGUUACAGUCUGAAUAAUGAAGUCGUACCAGCUGAAUAGCCCAGCUUGCAGUAUAGUUAUGUUUCAGUCUGCAGUGUGUUUAGCAUUCCCUUGUCAAAGUGCUUGACUGCAUGCUGGAAACUUUGUAUUUUUGAAGCGGCAAACUCUGUUCUCUGGAAUGCUCUGAAGUUAUGGCUGGGACCUAUCCCCUCAUAUCUAAUGAAUGAAUUAUAAAAUGUAUAUGUCUGUGAAGCUUCGGGGUAGUGCCCGUAAUCAGAAAACAACUUAGAACCCUUUUGUUUGUUUCCAAUUGAGUCAUUACUGCCUGCCACUAAGAAACGUGCUUGAAUCUAAUAAGUAUGUGUAUACCGUAAAGAAUAUAUCUUAUCUGGAGCUCAGCCUCAAUCAUGUCUUAACAAAAUGACAGGUCUCAGAAAGGGGGAGCUCAAUAGCUCAUAAGUGACAAGUCCUUUCCACAGCACCGUUCUCAGAACACCUCUGAGUAACGUGUUUGCCAGUAGCUCUUCUCACUGAUGCACUGAUGGCCCUGAAGAAGCGGAUCCAGUUACAUAGGAAAGGAGGCUGUGUUAGUGAAAGCACGUGGAAGGUGUUGCUUUAGAAAGGUAGUCAGGAAAAACAUUCAGGAAUAGAUUUAUACACCAUUAUUGUUUUAUUUUUUAAUUUUCAUUCACUCUUCUGUUUGGAUACUUUUGCUAAUUAACGUCCUAUGUUAAUUUCCACCAAGCUAUAAGUCCAUAGUCAGUAAAACAUUCCACUUGGGCUGUCAUGAGCUAAAAGCAGUAUCAUCUCCGCAUGCUGGAGCAGCCAAGAAAUAGUUUGGUACUACCGACAUUGUCUAAUCCAUGUCACAUCCUCAUACAAUUUAAUUGCUCAACCAUGCAUUUAAAACUCCUCAAGAAAGGAUUGGUACUGCAACUGUAGGUAAACUGAAAAAAAAUAAGAAAGAAAGAGUUGGAUGAAAAUGUGAAAGCCCAAGUUUAGAUGUGCAUUAAGUAUUAAAUAGCACAGUAUCUUCUUUAUGGAGCCUUUUUUCCUCCCCCAUCCCCUGCAGCUGCCUUUUUUUUUUUUUUGGCGGGGGGGUUGAUGUUGAACUUUAAUAGUUGAAAAGUUUAGCUUAUUGAGUAGUUGUCAUUUAAAAUAUAAUUGCGAAUAUCAGAAAACUCAUACUGGAAAACUAAAUUUUUUUUUUUCUCUUGAGACGGAGUCUCGCUCUGUCGCCCAGGCUGGAGUGCAGUGGCGCGAUCUCGGCUCACUGCAAGCUCCACCUCCCGGGUUCACGCCAUUCUCCUGCCUCAGCCUCCUGAGUAGCUGGGACUACAGGUGCCCACCACCACACCCAGCUAAUUUUUUUUGUAUUUUUAGUAGAGACGGGGUUUCACCGUGUUAGCCAGGAUGGUCUCGAUCUCCUGACCUCGUGAUCCACCCGCCUCGGCCUCCCAAAGUGCUGGGAUUGCAGACAUGAGCCACUGCACCCAACCCCUGGAAAAUUAAAUUUUUAAGUGCUUAUUUUUAUAGAAGUUUGAAAAUUUAAUGCAGGCAGGUGUGUAAUAAAUUAUUUUUGAAUUGAACAUUAAAAUUCUGCUUCUUAAAGUCAGCACUCAACUUGGACAUGUUGAAAUUAGAAUCUAUUCUUGUAUUUGAUAGACAAAAUAUGUGGGAAAGAUUUUUUUCAUGCCUUUUCUCUCGUUUUAUUCUUCCAUAAUGUAUUUCUACUAUAAAAUAGAAUCAGCUUGGGUUAUAUUUGUCAUUUACUUUAUUCUGUUAGAUUUUUUCAGUUGUUUUUGGAAAAAUUCUAGAAAUCAGGAUGAAAAUGCAGCUUUUCCAGGGUUGCUGGACUGGGGGUUUUAUUUGGGCCUCCUUAUUAUAAUUGGUCACUACUUAUAAAAAACAUUCUGUUGCAAACAGUGGUGUUGCAUUGAAUUGAACUUUGGCAAUGAGAACACAGCACACAGCUCCCUUUUCAAAAAGGGUCUCAACCCCAGUGUGUAUUUUUGUACAUCAACAUUUAGAAUACUUAUGGCAGAUAAGUAAGGCAUGUCACUGUGUCCUUCAAUAACCUCUCUCAGUAACUGGUUUCUUUAUCCCUAACAUGAAUUCAUUUCUCCUUUGAAGUCAUUUAUUAUUUUAUAAAUUGAGAACAACCACACCACCAAAUGUCACACCUUCUUAUAAAGUGUGAACAAGGAAUGUCCUGUUUUUGUGGGUAUUUUGUCAGACUUAGAGGUUUCAUUUCACGGCAUAGUCAAAGGCAUCAUCCUCCCAACUACCCACUUGAUUAUGUGUUUCAGAUCCCCCUGUGGGGGCCUUCUUCUGACAGAGAAUUCUUUGAGGUCUGCAGUAGUGCUUUUGUCAGCACAGACUGCUAAUCUACAUCUUGCUGCGUUCUGUUUGCUGAGGUUGGGCUCAUUCAUUUAACACGUACCAACCAUUAUCCAGAGGCACCAUGGAGAGUUAGUCAGGAAUAAAGCACUGUCCUUGCAGAUGAAAAAAGUCUCCAGAGCAGACUUCUGACAGGAAAGGUUUAGAUGCUGGAGAGUUGAAGAGUUGUAAGAAGAGAUCGUGCCCUCAUUUUUCACUUAUUUUUUUGGUUAUUCAUUUAUAAUAAAAGGUUGGCAUUGAUGUGGUACAACCUGCAAAUUACUUACAGUUCUGAGUUUCAGAUAAAACAUUAUAAAACAUUAAAUUCAAUCCAUACUGCUCCUUUGAAAUUUGGGUAAAAAAUUAUACAACCGUAUAUAUAGUCAUUUUUGUAUUUUUUCUAUGUUGUGAAAACCAAAAUUGUAAUUUUAUAAGUCUUUGAUUCACUAAAAUUAUAUAAUUUAAAUGUAUUUUUUGUAUAUUUAGAAAUAAGGAGUCCAGAGACUACGCUUAACUUUCUAUGCAUGCAUUUGAAAGCUGUUUUUACCUGAUAAUGUUAAUGUAGUAAUAAGUUGUAUUCAUAAAAUACUGAUCUGUGUUGCAUUUCAAAAUAAACUGGUGUGUGCUCUGCCUGGAUUUGAAAAACCUA
Gorilla gorilla gorilla (western lowland gorilla) is the source of this 4585-nucleotide messenger RNA. It is a transcript of the gene HACD2, whose product is annotated as 3-hydroxyacyl-CoA dehydratase 2. Gene Ontology annotation, molecular function: 3-hydroxyacyl-CoA dehydratase activity. Gene Ontology annotation, cellular component: endoplasmic reticulum membrane. The record is from RefSeq and is a predicted model, not a curated record. Bases 475 to 1239 code for a protein of 254 amino acids. The transcript has 7 exons. Lineage: Eukaryota; Metazoa; Chordata; Mammalia; Primates; Hominidae. Gene Ontology annotation, biological process: very long-chain fatty acid biosynthetic process; sphingolipid biosynthetic process; fatty acid elongation.